UCUUUGUGGGUGGCCUAGACUGGAACACCACACAAGAAACACUGCGCAAUUACUUUACCCAGUAUGGAGAAGUUGUAGACUGUGUAAUAAUGAAAGAUAAAACAACAAACCACUCUCGAGGUUUUGGCUUUGUUAAAUUUAAAGAUCCUAACUCUGUGGUGACAGUACUGGCCAAUAGACCUCAUACAUUGGAUGGUCGAAAUAUCGAUCCCAAACCAUGUACACCUCGAGGAACUCAGGCAGAGAAAACUCGUCCGAAGGAAGGUUGGAAAGGACCCAGAAGUGACAGCAAAUCAAAAAAAAUUUUUGUUGGUGGGAUUCCUCACAACUGUGGCGAGACUGAACUCAGGGAAUACUUCAAGAAAUUUGGAGUGAUUACUGAAGUGGUAAUGAUCUAUGAUGCUGGGAAGCAAAGGCCUCGAGGUUUUGGAUUUAUUACCUACGAGGACGAGCAAUCAGUGGACCAGGCUGUGGACAUGCAUUUUCACGACAUCAUGGGCAAAAAAGUUGAGGCCAAACGGGCAGAACCUCGAGAGAGCAAAAGCCGUGGCCCAGGAUAUGCAGGCUUCAGCCAGUGGGGAAGCAGGAUAAUGCCCAAUGCUGCCAAUGGAUGGACAGGUCAACCCCUCCCCAGCUGGCAUCAGGGUUAUGUCCCUCAAGUUUCAGGAAUGUGGGUGCCAGCAGGACAGGCGAUUGGUAAGUUAACCAACAGGCGAUUGGUAAGUAAACCACUGAUUUGAAAGCCUUCAACUUUCCCAGCU
Messenger RNA from Ornithorhynchus anatinus (platypus), 761 nucleotides. RefSeq names its product DAZ-associated protein 1-like. Lineage: Eukaryota; Metazoa; Chordata; Mammalia; Monotremata; Ornithorhynchidae. Bases 90 to 740 code for a protein of 216 amino acids. Gene Ontology annotation, molecular function: RNA binding. The transcript is spliced from 8 exons. Gene Ontology annotation, cellular component: cytoplasm. The record is from RefSeq and is a predicted model, not a curated record.